Molecule: messenger RNA, 9155 nt
Organism: Thrips palmi
Lineage: Eukaryota; Metazoa; Arthropoda; Insecta; Thysanoptera; Thripidae
Exons: 15
Coding region: 1-8292 (2763 amino acids)
Biological process (GO): carbohydrate metabolic process; chitin catabolic process
Cellular component (GO): extracellular region
Molecular function (GO): chitin binding; chitinase activity
Source: RefSeq, a predicted model, not a curated record
AUGUCUCCCGCCUGCCCCGAGCCGCCCACCAAGGAGCUGGUGUGCUACUACGAGGGCCGCACCCCCGUGACGCGCGUGGACGCCUGCCUGUGCACCAGCAUCGUGUUCACCGACGUCGCCACCAAGGCGGGCGACGGCUACGCCGUGGACAUCGGCGUCCGCAGCCAGCUGCGCGCGCUGAGGAAGCGCAACCCGUGGGUGCGCGCGGUGCUGCAGCUGCCGGUGGGGGCGGCGCAGCUCAAGAGCGAGGACCGCCGGCUGCGCGCGUCCCAGGCGGUCACCGCCGCGCUCAGGAAGGCCACCGUGGACGGCGUCGAGCUGGCCGUCGACUGGUCCCACCACGGCAGCGCCAACAAGACCCACCUCACCGCCUUCAUCAAGGCGGUGCGCUUCCAGCUGGACUCCGCCGACGCCGUGGAUCGCCGCCGCGCCAAGCGGGACUACGAGAUCUUUGAGAGGACCACCAAGUCCAUGACCACGACGGAGGCGUCGACGGCCGACACGGAUGCUGACACGGCCGCCGACACGGACGCCACCGAAUCCACCGAGCCGACGGUGUCCUUCCCCAAGGAGACCGACACUGCCGCCACAGACGACGAUGGCGAACGGGAGACGACUGUUACCACCGAGACCACUCUGCCCACGGCCACGACACCCAAGUCCACCAGGACCAGUCGGGCGGAAGGCAGCACCGCCAGCGACCUGGCGCGCCAGUACGCCGAGGUGGACGGCGACCUGGACGACGAGGACGACGAGCCCACCAGGAUCCUGCUGCUGCAGCUGCCCACCAAACCGGAGAUCAUCGCCAAGUACUACGACCUGCGCGCCCUCGCCAAGCAGGUGGACUGGUUUAUCCUGCCUUCCCACAACCUGACGGACGAGUCGGAGAGCGGCCUCACCUUCCACCACAGCCGUCUCAUGGGCCUGGACGACCUCCUCAACACGGACUCCAUGGUGGACCUGCUGACGGGCCUGGGCGCCCCCAAGCAGCAGAUCAUCGUGUCCCUGCCCGCCUUCGCCCUGCGCUUCACCCUCAAGGACGAGACUCGCGACACGCCCCCGCCGCCUCGCGCGAGGGGUUUCCCGCUGAGGGACGCCCGCCUGUGCGCGCUUAUGUCAGAGGGUGGCUGGUCCCUGGAACGAGACCAGGACCUGACCGCGCCCUACGUCUUCAAGAACAGCUCCUGGAUCGCCUUCGAGGACCACAUGUCCGUCAACAUCAAGGCCAAAUACGUCCUUCUGCGGGACCUCGCCGGUCUGGCCGUGCAGUCCGUGGACGAGGAGGACUGGCUGCAGACGUCUUGCAAGGCCCCCGUCCAGGACGAGGACGAGGACGACGACCAGGAUGCCGACGACAAGGCAGCCUCCGCGCGCUCCGACGAAGGUCAGGUGGCCGGUGCUGACGGCGACGACGGCAGCUACCGCGGCGACAGCCACGACGACGAGGACAAGAAGAACGACCAGAAGAACGCCAAAAAGGACAAGAAGAAGGUCGAGGCCAAGCCCAUGCCCAUGACGCUCCUGGAGACGGCCUUCAAGGGCCUCGCCGAGUCCGCCCGCCGCUCCAGGGCCGCGCUGCUCUCCUCCCUCGAGGAGGACAUCCACCAGCACGCCGUGCAGUACAGCGACUACACUGGCCCCGUGCAGCUGUCCCCGUACCAGAUCGUCCGCGUGGUGGACCGCGAGGGCGCCGUGCACGUGGUGCGUCGCAGCGCCGAGACCGAGUUCACCUGCACCCGCCAGGGCUACUUCCGCCACCCCCGCGGCUGCAACAGGUUCUACCGCUGCGUCAAGUUCAACCAGCUCUCCUCCGAGUUCACCGUGUUCGAGUUCGACUGCGCCCCCGGCACCGUGUUCGACGAGACGGUGGAGGUGUGCGUGUGGCCCGGGUCCCUUGCCAAGGGCUCCAGCUGCGAGGGUUCCAGUGAGAUCGCCCCCGUGCCGCGCGCCCAGUAUGGCUGCCCCAACGUCGAGGGCUACUACGCGGACCCCGAGAACUGCCGCUGGUUCUUCGCGUGCCUGGACCACAGCCGCGACGGCCAGGCGCUCACCGCCUACGAGUUCCGGUGCCCGUUCGGGCUGGUGUUCGACGAGCAGAACCAGGUCUGCGACUGGCCCUGGAAGGUCAGCGGCUGUGGCAACUCGGGCGCCUCCUCGCUGCGUUUCCAAGGCGUGCGCGUGGCGGGUGCCGGUGCCGGCGCUGAGGUCAACUACGAGGGCCUGAGCCUGCUGAGCGCGGGCUUCGACGGCAACGCGGCGUACGCCAACGGCGGCGUCGUCGGUAACAGCCUGUACUCCGGCGCGUCCGGCGCGUCCGGGGCCUCUGGCGUCGCCGGCGUCUACAACGUGGCGGACGCGUCCUUCCAGUCGGCGUCCUACGCCGGCCGCGCCGGUGCCUCCGGCGCGUCUGGCUACGCUUACAACGGUGCAGGGGCCUCCGCGUACCAGGCCGCUGGCGGCGCCGCGUCCCUCGCCGCCGAGGUCAACUCCAACCUGGCCUCGUCGGGCAGGUACGGCUCCAACAACGGCUACAUCGCGCUGCAGCAGGCGCAGGACGCUUCCCGCUACGAAGAUCGCGGCUACGGAGGCUUCGCGACGUUCCCCGCCGCGCAGGUGUCUGGCGGACGCACCCAGGGUUCCAGCGGCGUGGUGCUCGGCUCCAACCUGCACACCCUGCAGGGCAUCCAGGGCGUCCAGGGCGUCCAGGCCGGAUACGCUUACCAGGCUGGUGACGCCAGCUCAGGAAGCUACGGCUCCACCGUGAGUGCCGGGUCCUCGGCCUAUGACAGCCAGCGUGCGACGGGAUACUCUUCCGGCUCAAGCUCUGGCUCCAGCUCAGGCUACACCUCAGGCUACUCCGGCUCCAGCUUCGACUCAGGCUCCACUGCUGGCUACAACGCCGGAUCCUCUUCCUUCGGCGCCAAGCAGACGGUAGCCUCUGGCGGCUUCGACUACAACGCCGGAUCCUCUUCCUUCGGCGCCAAGCAGACGGUGGCCUCUGGCGGCUUCGACUACAACGCCGGAUCCUCUUCCUUCGGCGCCAAGCAGGCCGCCGUCUCGUCGGGCUCCUUGAACGGCUACUCGGGGUACUCCGGCUCGUCCGGCGCGGCCCAGCAGACCACGGCGGGCUACUCGUUCGGCUCGUCCGCGGGCACCUCGGCCGGAGCGUCGCAGAGCUAUGACUUGGGCUCCGGCAGCUACAGCACUUCCGGCAUCGACCUGACCGGCUCCACGGUGUCCACCCUGGCCGUGGACUCCGGCGCGGCGCUGCAGUCCGUCCAGGGCGUGCAAAUCGACUCGGACGGCUCGUCCGGCUACUCCAGCGCGGGCGGCUCCACCUCCGGCUUCACCACCGUGUCCUCAGUCGCGCCCACCGCCACGUACUCCGUGACGCCCGCCCCCAUCAUCGUGUCCUCGACGCCCGCCCCAGCUGUGGCCUCCGGCCAGAGCUACCAGACGUUGACGCAGACCGUGUCGGCAGCGCCCGGUGUCGUGGGAUACCAGUCCGUGGCCCCCGCCGCCGCCGCCGUCCAGUACAAGCAGUUCGAGCUGCAGCAGCCUCUGGUGGCCGUACCCACCGUCACGCCAGCGCCGCCAUCCCUGGUUAGCUACCAGUCUGUGUUCAACGUCAAGCAACAGCAGCAGCAGGCCGUGACGCCCGUGGCCGCAGCACCCGCCGCGCCAACCCUGUACACGUACAAGAAGUACGAGGUGAAGCAGCCCCUGGUGCACUUCCAGACCGUGACUCCCACGCCCGCCCCCGCCGUGUCGGUGCAGUCGUACACGCCGACGGCCUCCCCCGCCUUCGUGUCUGUCACGCCCGCCUACGAGGUUCGCCCCUCCGUGCAGCCCGUCACCGCCGCCCCUGCCGUCUCCUUCAUCCGCCAGCAGACGCCCGCCCCGGCGCCCGCGCUGUCUUACGUCUCGCCGACCCCCGCGCCCGCCAUCGUCGGCUACCAGCAGCACUCCGUCUCGCCCGCGGCCGUCGACCACAGCGUGCAGUACUCGUACAGCUCGCCGGCACCCUUCUCCCUCAAGGACGUCAAGUACCACCGCAUCGUGGACAUCAAGCAGGAGCCCAACGGCUACUACCAGGACUACAAGAGCUACAACCAGCAGCAGGGCCAGGUUCAGACCUACCAACAAGUGCAGCCCGUGGUGCCCGUCACCAAAGUGGAAUACCAGGCUCCCGCAGUGCAGUACCAGCAGUACCAGCAGGAAGUGAAGCAGGUUCAACCCGUGGUGCCCGUCACCAAGGUCGAGUACCAAGCCCCUGCCGUCCAGUACCAACAGUACCAGCAGGAAGUGAAGCAGGUUCAACCCGUAGUGCCUGUCACCAAGGUCGAGUACCAAGCGCCCGCCGUCCAGUACCAGCAGCAAUACAACUUCGUGUCGUCUACGCCCAAGUACGAGUCUGCUGUGCAAUAUCAGCAGGGUUACCAGCAGGAAGUGAAGCAGGUCCAACCGGUGGUGCCCGUCACCAAGGUCGAGUAUCAAGCCCCCGCCGCCCAGUACCAGCAGCAGUACGAGCAGGUGCAGCAGGUGCAGCAGGUGCACUCCGUCACCCCAGUGCCGCAGAUCGCGCAGUAUCGUCAGGAGGUAAAACAGGUGCAGCCUGUGGUCCCCGUCGUGCAGUACCAGCAGCAGGUCAAGCAGGUGGUGCAGCCGUCCGUCACCUACCAGGCGCCCGUCCUGCAGUACCAGCAGGAGGUGAAGACCGUGCAGCCCGUCACCAAGUUCGAAUACAAAACGCCGGCCCUGCAAUACCAGCAACUGCAGAACUACAAGCAGUACACGGAGGAAGUGAAACAGGUUCAGCCCGUUGUGCCCGUCGUCCAGUACCAGCAGGAGGUCAAGCCUGUGGUGCCCGUCACCAAGGUUCAAUACCAAGCUCCCGCCGUCCAGUACCAGCAGCAGUACAACUACGUUUCGUCUACGCCCAAGUACGAGUCUGCUGUGCAGUACCAGCAGGAGUAUCAACAGGUCAAGCAGGUCCAGCCUGUGGUGCCCGUCACCAAAGUCCAGUACCAAGCGCCCGCCGUCCAGUACCAGCAACAGUACAACUACGUUUCGUCUACGCCCAAGUAUGAGUCUGUGCAAUACCAGCAGGAGUAUCAACAGGUCAAGCAGGUUCAGCCUGUGGUGCCCGUCACCAAGGUGCAGUACCAAGCCCCCGCCGUCCAGUACCAGCAGUAUCAGCAGGAAGUUAAGCAAGUGCAGCCUGUCGUGCCCGUUGUCCAGUACCAGCAGGAGAUCAAGAAGGUCCAGCCUGUCGUGCCCGUCACCAAGGUCCAGUACCAAGCCCCCGCCGUGCAGUACCAGCAGUACCAGCAAGAAUAUCAGCAGGAGUACCAGCAGGAAGUUAAGCAGGUUCAGCCUGUGGUCCCCGUCACCAACGUCCAGUACCAGCAGACCUACGUUUCAUCGACGCCGAAGUACGAGUCUGCCGUGCAGUACCAGCAAGUCAAGCAGGUUCAGCCUGUGGUCCCCGUCACCAAGGUGCAGUACCAGGCCCCCGCCGCGCAGUACCAACAGUACCGCCAGGAGGUCAAGACUGUCCAGCCCGUGGUGCAGUACCAGCAGGUGCAGCCCAACGCCAAGCUGGAGUUCCAGUCCCAGCAGUACCAGCAGGACGUGCAGCAGGUGCAGCAGGUGCAGCAGGUGCACGUGGAGCAGCCGUCCGUGUCCGGCGUGGCCGUCAAGGCCCAGGAGGUGGUGUACUCGUACAGCACCCCGUCCAGCUUCCCCAUUCGCCAGCAGGCCGUCAAGGCCGUGCAGCUCAACGUGACCCCCAAGCUGUACCCGUUCGUGUCCACUACCGCGGCCACGCCGGCCGUGAGCAUCAGCAAGAUGCCGCUGCUGCACUCGUACACCUACGUCGACGAUAAGGAGCCCGUGACGCCGGUGCCCUGCACGACGUGCAGCCAGAGCACGGCGGGCAUCAGGGUGUCGUCCACGCCCGCGCCCUUCCAGUUCAACUACGUGUCGUCCACCCCGAAGUACCAGGCUGCCGUCGUGUCGUCCACGCCCGCCCCUGCCCCCAUCCAAUACCAGCAGUACAACUACGUGUCGUCCACGCCCAAGUACGAGGCAACCGUCUCGUCCACGCCAGCGCCCUUCCAAUACAACUACGUGUCGUCCACCCCCAAGUACGAGGCUGCCGUCUCGUCGACGCCGUCCCCCCUCCCCUGCGCCACCUGCAGCCAGAGCAGCGCAGGACUCCGCGUCUCGUCAACGCCCGCGCCGUUCCAGUUCAACUACGUGUCCUCCACGCCCAAGUACCAGGGAGCCGUCGUCAGCCAGGUGUCCGAGCAACAGACCAACCAGUACAGUGGACAGUUCGAGGUCCAGCACCAGCAGCAGCAGCAGACCGUGGACGAGGAGCCCCCAGUGGCGCUCUUCGUUCAGACCGCCGCGCCGCCCGCCCGCUACAACCAAGUGUCGUACUCGUCCACGCCCGCCCCCGCCCGCUACACCGAGCAGCAGGUCGUGUACUCGUCCACCCCCGCCCCCACCCCCGCGCAGUACACUGUCGUGGAGAACUACUCGAGCGCCCGCCCCGAGGUGUACUCCCAGCAGUACUACUCCACGCCCGCACCCGUGUCCGUCUCCAAGACGAUCGUCAGCGAGGUGUCCACUCCAGCCUACGUGGAGAACGUAGAGCAGCAGGAGUACCAGAGCGAGCAGAACGUCGAGUUUGGCGCCAAGAAGGGCAAGGUGGUGUCCGAGUACUCGUACGUGCAGGGCCAGCAGGAGCAGCAGGCCGUCGACGUGUACCCUGUCGCCCCCGAGAACCCCGCCACAGUGGAGGUACAGUACCAGUCCACGCCCGUGCCCGUGCGCCGACUCAGGCCGUCCACCACUGCCGCCGCCUACAUCGAGGAGCAGCAGCAGCAGGUGGUGUCUGAAGGCUACGCCGGCGACGUGGUGGUGAGCACCACGGCGGCACCCGCGCGCGGCGGACUCCGCAUCGGCUACGAGGAGGGAGAACUGCAGCAGCAGAUCGACGCCGAGGAGGGCUACGGCGUCAAGACCGAAGACGCGUACUCCGGCCUGGCCAAGGUGGUGGAGUCCAGCACGCUGGCCGCCAUCGGCGCCGCAGGCGGUCGCGUCCGCCCUGGUCGCGUCCGUGUUCAGAGCGGAGACGAGGGCUACUACAGCAGCUCAACCACGGAGGGUUACAGCUCGAGCACGCUCCGCGCCAAGGGCAGGAAGCGCACCAAGAUCGUGGUGGUGACGAGGAUCAGUGACGUGAACCCGCUGCUCAUCGGCAAGCUGGGCGCGCAGUGCAGCUGCGCCGACAACGCCGUGUCUGCUCGUCGCCGACGCCCCGGCGUGAAGCGCGUCGUGUCGCGCGUGCGCGUCGUGCGACCCAAGGACGGCGACGUGGCUUCCGCCGGCGUGUCGUCGACGGAGGGCUACGUCUCCUCCACCGAGGGCUACGUGUCUUCCACCACGGAGGGCCGCGUGCUGUCCUCCACCAAGCAGGCCGAGAUCGAGGAGGACCUGGCGCUCAUCCGCGAUGCCGAGAAGUCAGACGCCGAGGACGACGAUGACGACGAGGCCAACGUCGCCGACUUCGGCGCCGUGGUCGUUUCCAGCACGGAGGGCUCCGUGUCCUCGUCCUCCGCGUACGAGCAAGACGACCUGGUGUCCAGCACGGUGGCGAGCCGCGGCAGGGGCCGAGGCAGAACCACGUAUAUCCGCGCCGGCAAGGCCAAGAGCACCAUCUACGUGUCCACCACCGCCGAGCCCGACGACGACGAGCAGGCUAGCCUGAGCUCGAGCACGUCCAGCAGCACCGUCUACGAGGUGACGACCGCCAGCAGCAGGAGGUCGGCAGGCCGCCGCACCACGGCGCGCUCCAUUCACAUCAACAGCAAGGACGACGAGGACGACCAGGACGCCGUGCUCAUCAAGCCGCGGCCCCGUUCCCGGCCUUCGCCCAGGACGCGCUCGCGCUCGCGCUCCGACAACGACCUCGCCCGCGCAGCGCCCGCCUCCGCCGCGCCGCCCUCCGACGAGGCGGACAACAGCCUGGAGCCGACGCCCGGCCCCGGCCACACCGUGGACCUGGGUGCCAACGGCGUGGUGGAGUGCCGACGCCCCGGCCUGUUCAGACACCCCGAGCUCUGCAACAAGUUCUACUCGUGCAACUGGGACAAGUGGAAGAAGAAGUACGCCGUCAACGUGUUCAACUGCCCGAUCCACCUGGCCUACGACACCACCAUCGGCGCCUGCAACUGGCCCUCCAAGGGACCGGCGUGCGUCAACGGCAAGCUGCUCGUGUGAGCGAAGAGCGAAACUACCGAGCAUGAGCGUGGUGUUCCAAAGUUACCACGUCGUGCGCCCCCUGCACGUUCAACUUUAGCGUGCCAGCGCGCACGUCGCGAGGGACUGUGGUCGCUUCGAAGAGCAUGACAUUCGGAACGGUCUUGUCCACAAGUGCUCAACCCCAGGCGACUUAGCGUGAGCAGUCCCGGUGUCUAAGUGCUCAGUGUCCAUUUUCCCUCAUACUCAAAUUUACACAAAGGCAGUCUAAACUCACACUUAGAAAAUGGCGCUCGAUUCGAUUUAAAUUAGCUUCAAUUCCAUGACAUAAUAUUAAGAAUGUGCCAUAACUGAUGUGUUCCAAUUUAUUGGUCGAAAACAUAUCGUGCUUCUGAUCCCUGGAGAGGGACCUCAAGCACAAUCAACAGUGAUAAACAAGUGUCUGAGUGAGGAAAGAACUUUUUACAAGAACUGAUGAACUAAAGUAUCUGACAGAAGUAUCGGUCAAGACUGAUCAAUUUCUUGUGACCGUCUAGUGCCAUUCAGAAUCAGAUCUGCGUAGUCACUAGAUGUUCAUGACAAAACCUGUCUGUCAUCCCAGACAAAGAAACAUAAUUUUGAAGGUACCUGGUCUAGUUAGUUCCAGCCAAGUGAUACCAUCUUCUUAAUUAAGUUUAUUCUUUGAAUAAGUCCUUCUCUUAGUUUUCUAAGGGAAAUACAAUUUAUUUUUUCGAUAGCCCAGGGAACAGUUACAGCUGUUCAACUCUACCAAUAUUUUCUAUACAUACUUCAUGUCAGUGGAAAUUUCAUGUUAACAAACUACUUUUUGUUGACGGGUCUCUUGUAAAUACUUAUUUAUGGCAAAAAUAAAUUAAAAUAGUCAA